AAAAAUAAUUCUCCUUUACAUAUAUUUGUUUUACGCUCAUUGAAUUAUCUCAAGAAUUCUAGAUUAUACCGAUAAAUGUUUCAUGCAUUGUUAGUCCGUUUUCCCAGCUUCUUUAACUACAUGUACUUAGAAUCAAAUGAGCUCUUCAUAAAUAUAGUACACAUAGUAAGAGGAAAAUACACACAGUGAUUUAAACCUGAGUACGAUUUCUGCUUAAACAUAUACCGCUUUUUUUACUGUAAACCUUUACACAAAUGUUUUAAAAAUUAAUUCCGCUAUAAAUAAUGUACUUCAAAGGCGACAGAGUCGUCAGAAUAAAGGAGAAAAACCUAAACGGCAGGCAAACUUGAUGAGACGUGACAACGAUUCAAACAGAAUCAUGAUACACCAGAGGGAUGGAGAUUAUGCCGGGAUUCAGGAGGCACAUUCGCCAUCUUCAUCCGGACAUAUAUCGUCACGCAUAGGUACAAAGAAAGAAAGCCAGUCUGCAGAUACUAUAUACAGUUUGGCAAAAGAUGACGAGACAAAGAAACCUUCCUUUUCAAGUUCUAUUUCACUGCAAUCUCAAAAUGCCUACUACAGUUUUACAAAUAUAGACAAAAUUCCAAAGACUGCAAUUCCAGUGAAGGAUCUUCCAGAUCUAGUCCUCACGGGAGAUGUCGCCAAAAACAAAUUAGAAAAAGAAUUUCAGAAUCUCCCACAAGGUAUGGUAGAAGAACACAAAGAGGCACUGAGACGACAUAACAUUGAAAAGAACCGAUACAGGAACCUAUACGCUUAUGACAACACGCGGGUUGUUUUGGACACUGACGGCAAUUCGCAGUCCGAUUACAUCAAUGCCUGUUAUGUGCAUGGAUUCAAGAAACCUAAACAAUACGUUGCAUCCCAAGGACCAACAAAAGAAAUAUUGACAGAUUUUUGGAGAAUGAUAUGGCAAAUAGAGUGUAGCAAAAUUGUUAUGCUUACAAAUAUCAUAGAGGAAGGAAAAACCAAGUGUGAGCAGUAUUGGCCGGUAGAAGGAAAUACAAGCUCAUAUGGUGGAAUAACAGUGUACACGGAGAACACUGAGAAUUUCUCACAGUUUGUGAUAAGGACAUUCAAAAUACAAAACGACAUUUCAAACCGGAAAUCAAAGACGAUAAUCCAGUUUCAUUUCACGGCGUGGCCAGACAGAGGAGUUCCAAAACACGCUUCUUCACUUGUUCAGUUCCUAAACAAAGUUAAAUAUGCUCCAGUGCACGGGAAAGGACCAAUUGUGGUACACUGCAGUGCUGGUGUAGGAAGGACUGGCACAUUUAUAGCACUAGAUUAUCUGACUGAACAAGGCAAAACAAUGGGGUUCGUUGAUGUUUCUGGCACCGUGACAUCCAUGAGAACACAAAGAGUUAGUCUAGUACAAACGCUGGAGCAGUAUAUAUUUGUACAUCAAGCACUGAUCGAAUCUUUGAUGUUACCAACAUCUGCAUUACCUGCAGCAAAGUUUCCGGAGGCAUACCAGGAGUUGCUUCAGAUGGACAGGGAAAAGAAGAAACGGAAAAUAUGUGUAGAAUUUGAGACAUUGAAAAAGGUGUCUCCAGUGGCAGAUGAAUGUGAAUAUGUGUCAGCAAAGCUUGUCAGAAAUAGACAGAAGAAUAGAUAUUCUAAUGUACUUCCUGUUGAAGAGUUCAUGCCCUCAUUGAUGUCAAACAGUUACAACGGAGACAAUCGUUACAUCAAUGCUGUGUUCCUAUCGAGUUAUAAAGAACGAAAGGCAUUCAUCAUAACACAAACACCUCUUGAAUCCACGAAAGAUGAUUUCUGGGGUCUUGUGUGGGAACAUGAUGUUCAUACUAUAGUCAUGAUGAACAACAUUACAGAAACUACGGAUUCUGAGAGGUACUGGCCAGAUAGUGAUGAAACAACUGCAUUUGCAAACAUUGAAAUCACCAACGAUGGUAGUGAGGAAAUAAACGACCAUAAAGUGGUAUCUUUGUCAGUAAAGAAGUAUAAAAUGACAAGAAAGGUCAAGCAAAUCAGAUGUGGAAGAUGGUCGCCAAACCAUAACUUGCCAGACUCGCCUGAAGUUAUACUAGAUCUUAUGGAACUUGUUCAAGUAUCGCAACAACAGUCGGGGAACCAUACAGUUCUUGUACAUUGCAUGAAUGGUGCUGACAAAAGCGGGCUGUAUUGUGUGAUAUCAGCAGUAAUUGAACGCAUGAAGAUUGAGCAAGAUGUUGCAAUCUCGCAGGUGAUUGAAGAAAUGAGGAACGCCAGGGAACAGAUUAUACCCUCUGUUGAGCAGUAUCAGUUUUGCCACAGAGCUGUCCUUGCUUUUAUACAACAGUACGAUACGUACUCAAACUUUACUGUGUGACGGUUCAUCAACCGAUGAAAAAUGAUGAAUGGGGGAACUGCUGGAAUUUUUGUAGUGAACAGAAAUACAGAUUGUUAUACGCUUUAUACAUGUGCUGUUUUAUACCAAGAGACAAGUGUACAUUUAAUACAUUUCCUGCUUUUUUAUAAUCAUCCUUAAUUGAGUAAUCGAUUUAUAAGCACAAUUAAAAAUGUUAAAAUAUAGUUCAUGGAAACGUAUGAUCUGAUUGCCGUCUUUCGCUUGGUGUAAUGUUCCGUUCAUUUGCUGAUUGGAUUAGGUAUUUAUGUUUUAGCUUAUUUUAAUUGUUAGACACAUGUAGAACAAUCUAAAAUUGCGCUGAAACUGUUCAUGGAUUUGUAAUCAGACCUUUAUCAUUUCCAUCCAAACAUAAGUUGAAAUAAAGAUCAAGUCUAUCUAGGUCGCAUUUCAAUUAGGAAGACACUAGAGUACAUAUUAUUACUUGAUCUGUAAAAAGUACAUAAUAAAUAAAACCUAUUUGCAAGCAACACUAGAAUUUUUGGCAGUUAUAAGAUACGAAAUUGUCUGCUACGUACAUUAAACUCAAACUCGUUUACUUGUAAAAGAAUACGUUCUGUUCAGUGUAAUAAAAUACACGUCACUGACGUUAUCAUUGACAUAGAAUUAGUCCGAUUUUGAGUCAACCAAGUUCAUGUCAUAUCGCAACUGAAGGAAUACUGCCGGUCCUGUCUGAAAAUCAAACCUGUGUGAAAAACUAUCGUCCUUACGCAAGCAAUAUUGAUAGCUCAAUGAGUACUAAACAACUGGGCCACGUGUAGCCUGUAUUUGUUUGACUUUUGUAGUUUAUAUGUUAUUAAAUAUAAUAUGUACGGAACACCGACACUAACAUUGUUCAAAAAGUGUUAAAUUUAUUUUGUAACCUGCAAAUCUUUUAUAAUAUACAAUAUAAUAUUUCUCAUUUUAGACAUUUCUGUUAUUGCAAAAUAUAUAUUAUAUCUUACCUUUCCAAAUAAAUGCUAUUUGUUAAU
Messenger RNA from Mercenaria mercenaria, 3360 nucleotides. RefSeq names its product receptor-type tyrosine-protein phosphatase kappa-like. Lineage: Eukaryota; Metazoa; Mollusca; Bivalvia; Venerida; Veneridae. Gene Ontology annotation, biological process: protein dephosphorylation. The record is from RefSeq and is a predicted model, not a curated record. Gene Ontology annotation, molecular function: protein tyrosine phosphatase activity. The coding region runs from base 350 to 2353 and encodes 667 amino acids. The transcript has 17 exons.